GUCACUAGGUGGCAAAUUCAAGCCAAACUAAAGCCAGAGAUGGGUGUGCUGUCACGCCAGAGAGCGGUGUAAAAGCGAAAUAUUUCAAUGAGAAUAAGCCUUAUUGGGAAAAAAUAUUUCUAGCUGAUUCGUAAGCGUGAAUUAGUUGCUUUGUGAUGUUGCUAUUUUGCCGCCAAAAGCCGGAGCUCGCGCGUGUUUGCCACACAAAAAGUCACGUGAUUUCUUAGUGCAAGAAGCCAGUUGAGCCCACGAGGCCCCUGGAUCCGACGUUGCAUAAUGGACGAUCACAAACAGCAAAAGCUUGCCAUAUUUCAUGUGUGAGACAUACUUUAUACAUGGAGUAAUCAGAAAUGGUCGCAAAAACAGUCAUGCUUCGAUGCCGUUUGAUCGAUUACCUGACUCUCCCGGUGCAAUCCGUCAGAACUAUCUUCAUUUUCUGGUGACAGUCGAAGCGAUAAUCUUAUAAAACCCUGUAAAAAAGCAGUUUACCUGAUAAACUGAAUGUUUACGUUUACUUAUACCACAUACCGUAUUUUCCUAUCUCUUCGCUUUAAACAACUUUUGAAUGUCGGAAAAAAAUACAAGUUAUCAACAAGGUAGGCCUCGGUAAACGUUUUUCAGACCUCGGUCACAGUUUUUUUCGAAUACGGGCUCUCCUAUCCAGUAGACAGCAAAUAUUUAUAAUACAGCUACGGUGUGCGCUCUCUUUGGCUGAGUAGCAGACCGUACAUCCACAAGACCCGCUCAGAAACACCGCAACGCAACUGUUUAAUAAAAAUAUAAUUGAAUCCGAUUGCUUAGGCUGUUGGUGAACUAAUGGAGCCUCGAAUUUUUCCGUUGUUUUAUGGCUCGGCGCGAGCUAAGGUCCAUAAGCUCCCGUAAGGCCUACGCAUUCGGUCAAUAAGAGAUAUUCAGUGUAUAUAUCCUUAUGAGAACAAUGCACAAAAAACUGGUAUUCGACUCUGCCAAAUUUUCGUCUUUAAUAAAACCCGUACCCAGUUAUUUGCUGUUGCGCGGACAUCCAAAGGAACACUGACAGUCCGCGCGCGAAGUGCGAGAGCGCGCGAACACGAAUGUCAUCAUCCAUAAUGGACUGUGACGUCACGUAGCGCAAAUUAGCUCAAACGACAGAACGUUUUAGACACGCUGUAGUUUUGUGUGCACGUAAACUGUAAGCUUUUGAAAUUCGUAAUGGAAAAUUUGCGUCAGUUUUUUUCGAAUUGUUUGGCAUGUAUCCCUGGUUUCGGUUUUGCGGGUGAGAAACCGCAAGCCCCGGGACAAGCAGCGGGGGAACCCGCGGGACUAAUGGAAAUGAGAGCGAGCCGUAAGGUCGGCACCUCGGAUAUGAAGAUCCCUGAUGCCGGGAAGGGAACGCCUGACUACUCCGUGUAUGCUGUGGAAAAGCAGAGUGAAAGCAAGAAGUACCCGCGACUCAGCAAGCCUAAUAAGGGGCAAUUGAUCUUGGUUAAAGGCGCAGAUGAUCGGGACGAGAAGACACAUAAAGGGAUCUUUCCUAGCCUACCAAAAGGUCCCACAAGUCUGGUCAGUAGCAAGAAGCAAGGCUAUUCGCCAGCGGUAUCGAGAGCUGUCUCGGCUAUGCAAUCCGCGCUUGACAGGUUUAGGUCGGAGGAUGAUUCGCCUGUGACACAAUGCGUCAGUGCGUACCAGCGCGAAGGUGCAAUGUCAACACUACUUGGCGUUCAGAACUGGGAAGACGUCAUUGAGCGCAUGGCUGCCCCGCCACGUGAUGCUCCCGCCACCUCAACUCCAUGCCCUACUCGAGUCCUCUCUCCUAGCUACGCUCUAGCUGCCUUCCCCACCGGGGAGAACGCCAGCAGCUCGUCACAAAUAGGGGACAGAGCCCGGUCUCCCACCCCCGACCUAGGUAUAGCUGGUAUUGGUUAUGCAAGCACCAGCCGGCAACAAGCUGAUAAGAAGUACGUGCUGGAAAACUGGUUCAACAAAGGAAUGGCAAAGGACAAUGAGACGUCUGAAGGGAAACGGCUGCCGAGGAAUGCCGCACCUUUCCUGAUUGACGACCCAGUCUCCUGGGAGGUCGACUUUGGCGAGAGCUCAAAUGAAGCUGCUCACCGUCGGCGCCAAGAGAGAAAACAGCGCAAGAUCCAGAAGCUCCGUGAAAAGCUCAAGCGGAGCAAGAACACCGCGGACCUGCCGGAUGAGAGACUGCGCAGCAACGGGGCCAAGUCCGCCGUCAUGUGGGAGAUCGACUUCGCUGAGAAACCAUCUCAAGAUGCUCACGAGAAGCGUCUGUCAAAGCGCAAGAAGAGGCUCGACAAACUACGACACAAGGCGAAGGCAACCGCUGACCAGCCUGAGGGCUCGCAGGGGAAACCAAAACCUGAUGACAUCUACGGCGGAGAGGACUUCAAAGAUGCCCUGGACUUCUAAAAAGUGGACAUCACCAUGGCAACUGGUCUUAGCAACUCUCCACAGACUUUGCAACACUUCCUUGUAACUCUCAGUAUAAAAUGAUACAGACAAUUCGAGCAGAACUACCAACCAUUUUGUACAUUUGAGCUAGUGUGCAUGCACACCGAUCUAGCGUUAAUUGCUGUCGCUUUCAAAUACCCUAAUUGUAGGCACUAACAUAUAGGUGCCUUUUUAUAAUAACCCUAGUACAAAAACACGAAAUAUCAGCUUCAGAGAUGGAUAUUAAUAAUGUUAGAUUGCCUCACCAUUAUCAAACAAGUGAUCGGUGACCAAUUAGUAAAAGCAAAUCAUUUCA
Molecule: messenger RNA, 2746 nt
Organism: Nematostella vectensis (starlet sea anemone)
Lineage: Eukaryota; Metazoa; Cnidaria; Anthozoa; Actiniaria; Edwardsiidae
Exons: 3
Coding region: 1192-2409 (405 amino acids)
Source: RefSeq, a predicted model, not a curated record